AUCAAGCACCUAGGAAUGCCAACUGCUUCUACAAACAUUUGUGAAAGAAUGGGUCACUCUCAGGAGCUCAGUGAAUUCAAGCGUGGUACCGUGAUAGGUUGCCACCUGUGCAAUAAGUCCAUCCGCAAAAUUUCCUUGCUACGGUCAACUUCCGCCCCUGAGUGGUAUUAUAACAAAGUGGCAGCAACUGGGAACAACAGCAACUCAGCCACAAAGAUGUAGGCCAUGUGAAAUGACAGAGCUGGGUCAGCGCAUGCUGAAGCGCACAGUGCACAGAAGUCGUCAACUGUUUGCAGAGUAAAUAGCUAAAGACCUCCAAACUUCAUAUGGCCUUCAGAUUAGCACAACAGUGCGUGGAGAUCUUCAUGGAAUGGGAUUCCAUGGCCAAGCAGCUGCAUCUAAGCCUUACAUCACCAAGUGCAAUGCAAAUCUUCGGAUGCAGUGGUGUAAAGCACACCGCCACUGGACUCUAGAGCAGUGGAGACAUGUUCUCAGGUGUGAUGAAUCAUGUUU
This is a messenger RNA of Staurois parvus, 513 nucleotides long. Lineage: Eukaryota; Metazoa; Chordata; Amphibia; Anura; Ranidae. The record is from the annotation of a GenBank genome assembly.